GGUGAAUCAUGACCUCCAGCCGACAGGUGUCACUAUGACGACGCAGAACGCGGAAGUCUCUCUGCAGAAGCGCGCCAUGCGUAGAAGAAGAGUCGGGUCUUUCCUCUUGUUUGUCGGUGAGGCUAACGGGCUAGCUGCCUCUAGACUAUCCUCUAAAACACCGGCUAGUCAGCCCCAUACCGACUGUCUCAACCAAACGACCACCGAGCAGCUUGUUUAGUGUUUGCUUCAAGGAUAUAUAACCAGACUAGUAACUAAGCAACCGCUUUCUUUCCAUGUGAAGCGAAGGUGCUCCAGAGGGCUCCACAUAAACAGCGAACACAUCCAUACCCAGCCUGAUGAUGCAGGGAGGAAGGCAAAAUGUCCUGGAGGACGGCUUAGGCAGAGGCUUGCUGAACGCCGGACGGUUUUGCUUCAGCUGUGAGCAGAUAUUUGCAAAUCGAAAAUGCCUGGAGGAACACUAUUGCACUGCUGCAAGUCACAUCUGCUCAUGUGGAACCGAGUUUGUUGAAUACAAAGACAUGCUGGAACACAGCACUACACAUGAACCAGGACACCAAGUGCUUGAUCAUGAAACAAUAAAGAAGCGCAGAAUUGAGAAGCGCAUAGAAGAGGAACAGCAGCUGAAAAGAAUACACGCCGGCGAGGUUGUCUGGAAGGCGCCUAGAUUGGGCAGUGCGCCAUCAAUGUCUUUGCCAGCGAAGCCUUUGAUGCAGUCACCCUUUACAUCAGCUCGCAUGCCACAAGUUCCCAUGCAGUCUGCGCAGAUUUCCCAAGUGCCUCAGUUGCACCGCUCACCGUCACAAGUACCUUUGCUCCCAAAGCCCCGUGAGAAAGACAUGCAGAAUAUUUUUGCGGGUGUAGGUGCACCCACAGUGGAUCUUUGGACAGUUUACCAGCCUGUCGUGUUGUUGCGAACGAUGCGCACAUUUAAGAAGACAAAGCCUUACACAUGUUCUAAAUGUGGGCAGUGUUUUAUGACGGCGGCCACUCUCAUCGCCCACCACAGCUUACAUGUCACUGAUAAAGUUGCUGGCUGUAUAGGAUGUGGGCUGCUGCUCUCCAGCAAGAAGAUGGUGCCUCGCUACCAUGUUUGUAAGGGACCCAACACCCUAACUAGCAAAUUCAGAAUCAUCACUGCGAGACCGCUGAAUAUGAAGUUGCCAAAUGAAGUUAUGGCAGCGCGGAGUCCAAGUGUUCAUGGGUCUUGGCCCACUUCCCAGAAUCCCAGUGCAGCCACUAAAGGCAGUCGGGCACCUCUUAUGAUUUCCUCCCUGCAGUUGCAAAACCAGAAAAUGAGUACAUACAAUAAAAGCAAUCGGGGGCUUCAUGUCUCGCCAUCCCUGCAGGUGAGGAGUCCAACUCUCAGUGCGUUCAGUAAAAGCACUCAAGGGCGUCCUGUCACUCCCUCUGCGCUGUUGAAGACGCCCACACAAUCUGCAUCAGGUGUAUCGAGCAAACCAGUGCAGGCAUCCUCCGCAUCGAACGGGUACGCAUGCCGAGUCUGUUAUCUUCCUUUUGAAUCUGCUCAGCUGCUACAGAGGCACAAGUGUGCCAAAGCACAGGAGUUCAUGGCGACGCACGUGCAAGGCGGCAAACGGCAUUUCAAGCUGAAGAGGGUGACACCGGCGAUGAGCCCGUAUCCUGCUCAGAUGAAUGGUGAGAGAAAACUUGGGGUUCCAACUUCUGGCAACAUGAAGAUAAACCAAGUCAUGGCUAUCGGUCUGGACAAAGGGCAAGAGGCGGCUCCCGUGAAUGGGAAAACAGGAGCGAGUAUGGACGAUGAUUGUUACAUAGUUGAAAGCCGACCAGACAAACCCGCUGAGAUGAUUUACCAAGUAACCUCAUCGGUCCCUAUUAAGACUUGACAAAGCCAGAGAGGCACAUCCAAUUUGCAUGUCACAUUUUAUGUUAAUUAUGGACCAACUGCAUAAAGUCAGUGCUGUUCGAACAGCAUCUACUUGAAAAGGUUCAUUGUACAGGAACACAGCGCUUUCUGGCUUUCUCCAAACUAUUAAACAUAAAGUAGGGUAGGAUGACUAGUGACGGCAAACAUGCAUCUUAAUUAAGCUGGAUUUCUUUUGUCAGUACUGUAAAAAGUCCAAUAUCGGUGCCCCAUGCGAUUGUUGUAGAAAAUGUAAAUCAAUCAAGUUACCUUUCAAAAUGUAUGUGCAUGGUUUACCCAUGUUCGGCGGGAUAACCAGGCACUUUCCUAGUUUUUGUUGUUGUUUUUUUAAAAUACGUUUAGUAUGAUCUGAUAUAAUGUGUUGUGAGGCUGUUGAGAUUGACCACAAUACCUUAUCUGUUCUUAUCAGCUUUGUCAGACUUUAACUAUACAGUAUAUGUUGUAUUAAACUAUAUUUUCAAACUCAC
This is a messenger RNA of Sebastes umbrosus (honeycomb rockfish), 2373 nucleotides long. RefSeq lists its product as uncharacterized. The coding region runs from base 339 to 1868 and encodes 509 amino acids. The record is from RefSeq and is a predicted model, not a curated record. Gene Ontology annotation, cellular component: nucleus. Gene Ontology annotation, molecular function: RNA polymerase II cis-regulatory region sequence-specific DNA binding; DNA-binding transcription activator activity, RNA polymerase II-specific. Gene Ontology annotation, biological process: regulation of transcription by RNA polymerase II. Lineage: Eukaryota; Metazoa; Chordata; Actinopteri; Perciformes; Sebastidae. The transcript has 2 exons.